Molecule: messenger RNA, 675 nt
Organism: Miscanthus lutarioriparius
Lineage: Eukaryota; Viridiplantae; Streptophyta; Magnoliopsida; Poales; Poaceae
Source: the annotation of a GenBank genome assembly
AUGCCAUCCUCCUCGUCAUCCUCCUCCUCCUCCGCUGACGACGAGGGCGCCCGCGGCAAGCGCAAGAGGGGCUCGCCGGGCGCAUGCGCAUCCGCAUCCGGCGGCGACUACCACCAGGGCCCGUCGUCCAAGUGGCGGACGCCGCGCGCGCAGCAGGCCUACUCCUCCAAGCUCCUCCAGGCGCUGCGCCUCGUGCGCGGCGGCGGCGGCACCGGCACACUCAUCACCUGCUCCGCCUCCGCCCCGGCGGUGCGCGACGCGGCCUACCGAGCGCUGGCCGUCGCGGCGCGGGGCCACUCGCACUGGAGCCGCGCCAUCCUGGCACGCAGCCGGCGGUGCCGGGCGCUCCACUGCCUCCGCGCGCGCCGGCCGCCGCCGCCGAGGCCCCGUAAGCGGCACCAGCAGCAGCAGCAGCAGCAGGGCGGCGAAACCGAGGAGUGGCGGCCGGGAGGGCUGGCUGGCAGGGCCAAGGUGCUGGGGCGGCUGGUGCCCGGGUGCCGGAGCCUGUCGCUGCCCGCGCUCCUGGCCGAGGUGUCCGACUACAUCGCUGCGCUGGAGAUGCAGGUGCGCGCCAUGGGCCAGCUCACGCACGACCUCGCGGCGUCGGCGUCGGCGUCGGCGUCGGCGUCGUCUUCUUCCGCGCCGACGGCGGCGCCAUCGAUUGCUCCGCCCUAG